Messenger RNA from Naegleria lovaniensis, 1341 nucleotides. RefSeq lists its product as uncharacterized. The transcript has a single exon. The record is from RefSeq and is a predicted model, not a curated record. Lineage: Eukaryota; Heterolobosea; Eutetramitea; Acrasida; Naegleriidae. The coding region runs from base 1 to 1341 and encodes 446 amino acids.
AUGCUUCAAACCUCUGAAAGUUUCGGAAAGGAUCAGGACACUAAGACCAUGUCGGAAGUAAAUGGACAAUCAUCAUCAGAACAACAACAACAACAACCAAAAUUUGAAGAAAAGGCUCAAGCUUUAAAUCAUCUCUUUGAUACAUUGGAUUCUAAAUUGAGAACAGGAUCAUCAUCCAAUCAUUUCAAUACGAGUAGUACUAGUAACAGUACCAUCAAGAUGCCUCCGGGACUCACACUCGACGACAUGUCUUUUUGGUUAAAGUACAGACAAGAAAUUGAUUAUUCAAAACCAACACCUUUUGCAUGUCCACCCAUAGCUUCUUAUCAAUACACUUCGUCAGAGUCUUCUUCAACAACCUUGGAACAAGACCAUCCGAAAAGAAUUAAAGCCAAAUCAGCACAGAAAAGAAAACAACAACAGGAACCAUUACAACCAAGUACUACUACGGUCCUUCCAGAACAUAAUGAUGGCCUUUCAAAAGUUUUUUGCAUUAAAAGAAAAAGAAAUGAGGAGCCGAUUGAAACAUUUUAUAUUCCUUCGAUUCAACAAACGAAGAAGACUAAAAUUUCGGAUUUGGAAAAGCAUUUGGCUAAUACCAAUCUAUCAGGAGAGUCAUCAAAGAAAAAGAAGGAUCAUGAUUUUUCAAUUAGUCCUAAUGUGUCACUCUUCAAAUUUACCUUGUUAAAAGAUGAAAGUAAUCAAAAGAAAAAACAAGAAACUCACUCUGCUUCGUUGAAACAAAUCGCCACGAUUGACAGCAAAUCUAAAACAACCGAUCGAUUAAAGAGUCAUCAAGAAUCGCUCAAACAAAAACGUUUGCUUAGAAUUAACGAGAAGAGACGAGAAGGUGAUAAGGAAAUUGUGGAAUUUGGGUUUGUUCAAGCAAAAGAAAAGAAAACCACUGAGGAAUUGCUCUCUCCUUAUGAGUCUCUAUUAAAGCAAGCUUACGGAAAUGAUUCACUUGAAGAAUUGAGAAAACUUGAACAAGCAGAGGACGACGAUUUUGAAAUUGAUUACUACACUGUUGAAACAACCAAUGACAUGCAAGAUGAUGACGAACAACCUCAUGCAAACGCAGUUUUGAGAUUUGAAAGUUUUGAUGAUCAAUUAUGGCUCGAAAACACAUUGGAUGAUGGAUUAUUUGACAAUGACGACGAAUAUGACUCUGAAGACUCUAACGCUUCAGGAAAUCCAAAUAACGAUUAUCCUGACGAAGAAGAGGAUGACGAUGAUGACGAAUACUAUGACGAAGAUGACUAUGGAGGAAACCAAUAUUAUGAUGAUGGUGAGCAAUACUAUGACGACGAACAAGACGAUGAUGACGGUGAUUAUUAUUAA